GAGCCCCCCCGGCCUGCUCCAGCCCAGCCAGGCCCCUGUCACUUUGAGGUCAAGCAGUUCCUGGACUGUGCCACCAACCAGACUGACCUGAGUUUAUGUGAGGGCUUCAACGAGGCCCUCAAACAGUGCAAGUACUCCCACGGUAUGACCUCACUGGUGUGAAGGAUAAGUGUUGCCUGUCAUGACAGACAUUUCAGUAAUUAAACACACUGUAGACAACACAUAACUUCCGGCAGUAAGCAUUUGUUGGUUGAUGACAAUGGUAAUGUACAGUGAUAAACCUUUAAUAAAUAGCUGCUAUCUACUUACACAUUC
Messenger RNA from Micropterus salmoides (largemouth bass), 315 nucleotides. RefSeq names its product coiled-coil-helix-coiled-coil-helix domain-containing protein 10, mitochondrial-like. Gene Ontology annotation, biological process: mitochondrion organization. Lineage: Eukaryota; Metazoa; Chordata; Actinopteri; Centrarchiformes; Centrarchidae. The record is from RefSeq and is a predicted model, not a curated record. Gene Ontology annotation, cellular component: mitochondrion; nucleus.